CCAUGAGGAACGGCGAUGACCUGGAGGGCUUCGACGGCGAGGCGUCCAGCGCCUCCAUGAUCUCGGCGGCCAGCAGCCCUUACCAGCCCACCACAGAGCCCGUCAGCCAGCGCCGCGGGCUGGGCGGCCUGCGCUGCGACCUGGACUACCUGCGGGGCACCUUGGGCAGGCUGAAGCUGGCCGAGGUGCUUUUGGCACUGACCGCGUUCAUCUGCAUAGAGACCAUCAUGGAAUGCUCCCCUUGCGAGGGCCUUUAUUUCUUUGAGUUUGUGAGCUGCAGUGCACUGGUGGUUACUGGAGCUCUCCUGCUUUUGUUCAGUCUGAACCUUCACACAAGAAUACCCCAGAUCAACUGGAAUCUUACUGAUCUGGUCAACACUGGAGUCAGCACUUUCUUCUUUUUCAUUGCCUCUGUAGUACUGGCUGCUUUAAACCAUAAAACUGGAGCAGAAAUUGCUGCUGUGGUGUUUGGUUUUCUGGCAAUGGCAGUGUAUGCUGUGAACACGUUUUUAGCAGUUAAAAAGUGGCGGGUGAGCAGCAGGCAGCAGAGCAGCCGGCAGAGCAGCGACUACAUCCGCGCUCGGACAGAGUCCAGGGAGGUGGUGCAUCGCCCCGAGAUCCUGCGCCUGGACGCGUGAGAGCCACCCUCAGAUGGGACUGAAAGGGAAAAAAGCACUCAGCUCCCUCAUGGAAUAAGGGUUUUUGCUUUAUUUAAGGAGGAAAAGGUGGAUCGAGGGUGGCGGAGGAUGCCCAGCCCUGCACGUGCGCAGAGAUGCUUUGAGCCAGAAGCUGCUGUCAUGGAGGCAGAAAAUGUUGUUUGUUCAAAAGGAAGAUCCCCUCAAGACCUCCAGAUAUAUACGUGCAUAUAUUAUAUAGCUCAUAGAAUAUAUAAUAUAUGUCUGUUCUGAAGUAUGCCAUUGUUUUGGAUUAACUGCACAGCAGUUUUCCUUCCCCCUCUGAAGAUGCACUGUUCUUCACCUGCCCCAGAGACAGAGCAGCCCUGCCCUGGCUGGCUGAGCGAGGAGGGACAUCCACGGGAGCAGCUGGAACAGCCACGCAUGCCAAGGAGCCAGGGGCACUCAGCAAUAACUCAGCCGUGUGCCAGCCAGCCAGAGGGGUCUGUCCAUCCCAAACUGUGUCUGUGUGUCCUGCUCCCUCCUGCCCUGAGGCUGCUGGAGACCGUUCCACGCCUUCCCACGGCUGGGAAAGGGCAGCUGGCCACUCUGGGCUGGGCUGGGCUGGGCUGCUCGCUGCUGGCCACGGGGAUGCACUGAGUGUGAGUAGGUGCUUGUCUGCUCCUGUUGGGAAACAUUCCAGUUCUCAUUCCAAAGUGGGAAAAUAAAUAGGUUUAGGAGACAGGGUGGAGAAAAGGGGCUUGAGGGAUGCAGUAGAGAAUGAAGGGGUUGUCAUUCUAUAGACUUACAUUCCUGCCAUAGCUUUAUUUUUCUUUCUCUUUUUAUUUUUUCUUUAUUUUUUGUUUUAAGGUUCAGCAUUUCUAGAAGUUUUUGCUAGAGCUUGCUUUCCCUGUAAGACCAGGGUAAGUAAGAACUGGCAAAAAUUUAUGUGCUUUUAAAGUGUUCCUAAGGUUGCAAUGUUGUGGUUCAUGAGGGUAAAUAUUUCUUUUUGGAAAAAUGGUUGUUCUGAAAUUAAACCUAAAUUGGUAGUAGAUAAACCUGAUUUUUUAUUUUAACUGGGUGUUUCUUCAGAUUUAUUCCCCUUAUGUUUCUUUGGAAAAUGAAUUUAGUUAAUUGGAAAAUAAUAUGAUUUUAUUGAUUUGUUUAGAAAUAGUUUUACUUAGCUGAAGUUUUUUUUUUUUAUUAUUUUCUUUGUACUUCCAGUGAAUGAAUUAUGUUUUCUCUACUCAGAAAUCAAAUUCAGCAGUAAUUGGCUAGACCAUGUCACAAUAUUAUUAGGAAGAUGUCUCUUGAUAUUUUUCUGUUUCUUUGGUGUCUUUAUCUCUACAGUGCAUUAUUUGGCAUUUGUGUGCCUGUGUGAAGACAGUGUGUGGGAGGAGAUCUCUGGAGCUGAACUCCUUUGUGGUGUGAGGAAAAUGAAAAUGUGUGCAAUUAGUGGAACUGUUUGCCUGAGUUUGUGUGUCCUGCUGGAGCUGCACUGCUCAGGGUGAGUGCAGCCCCUGGAGCCUUAAGAACAACAGGCUUAAUUGUGGAUAAGUUGUUUAACCAUGAAAACCAAGUUACACCAAACAGGAGAUCAGGAGAAGUGCCUGGGCUUUUAUAAUACUGGAGGGAGCUGGGAUAGUGAAAGUGUGAACCUAAUGCUGCAAUAUUCAAAUUGAGCAUCAGAGAAUUAUUUCAGUGAGUGAAAAAAAAGUGACAAAAGUGAUGCCUUUUCAUUUUCCAUGUAUUGACAUCUACAGUGCAUUUCACCUUAGUGGCUAAGAUGGAGAUUAAAAUUCAGAGUUACUGAUGAGGUUAAGGAAAAUUUGCAUUUUCUUAGUGAUUGAUGGUUUACCACUUCCUACAGUAAUAUUUUAUUGUGCUUUAUUGGAUGCAAUGCCAAAGGGAACAGCAGUUUAAAAGGAGAUUGAACCAACUCUUGGAGCUGGAUUAGAACAGAGACGUUGCACAGAGGGUUGUCACACCUGGGUGCAUUCCCUGAGCAGCACAUGGCAAUUCCAUGGCCUGUGUGGUAAGGAGUAACAAUUUGUUAUUGCCAGAAGUGCUGUGACAGCCCUGCUGUUUGCCAGCACUGCCCAGGACUGGCAGAGUUUGCAAUGUCAAUUAUUAAAAGACUUUUUAAAAGUUGCACAAGCAUACCCAGUCUGGAAUUGUAAACUGCCAUCAAAGCAGUUUGUGUAAAGAUUAUGGAAAACCCCAAGCAAACCAAAACCAAAAAAACCCUAAACAUCCCACACCAAAAUGAAGCCAAACCCACCUACAGAAAAAUGAAAUAGAGUUCUCCAGAAGAUCCAUGCUUUUAGAGUGGAGCUGCUGUCUGCAGUCAGGGAGCAGGAUGGUGUUGCACAGGGAUUUUGUCAGGAGUGUGUCCUGUCACUGGCCAGGGCUGAAGGAGCAUUCCCAGAUCCUCUCCUGUGCUCCCAGGCUCAGUGUGGUUGGGGCAGAGCUCUGGGAGCUCUCGUGCCUCUCUAGGUUUAUGAAUUUGGUACCUUUCAAACCUUUCCUGGCCUGGCAAAAGGGUAACUCGGGGGUUUUCUGUGGUGGGAGGUCCCAGCCCCUGUUGAGCUGCAGUGACAGGAGCAGAGUGGGGCAGUCACACCUCAGGGGCAUCCUUGGGCAGUGGGGCUGGAAUGGCUGCUGCAGGAGGGGUGAGUUUCUUCAGCUGGGAAUGCCAGUAUUUAUUACUCACAUCAUGCCCUGAGCCUAGCACUGCUCUCAGGGUGGAAUCCAAAAGAGAACAGUGAUUUUAAAAAUACUGUCUGAUUCACUUCGUGAAGCAAAAGCAAAUGUAAAUGUGUAAUUUCCUUAUUUUUUGGGACCAAAGAUGAUUUUAGUAUUGUACAGUAUAUACUUUCUAAAAAAUCUUAAGCACUUACUGCUCUGCAGAGACAUUAUAUACUAUGUGGAUUAUAUAGAAGGGAAAUAAAGUGAGAAACAACUACAUUUGAAAUACUAAGAUAAUUUUAUGUAUACAUGGUUCAUUCCCCUGGAGUUAAUUUUACACAGUGUAUUGGAGAGGUACUUUUUUAAGUGUUAUCUAAACUGCAGUCACACAAAAAAACCCUUAAGGGAGAAAAGAGGGUAGAAAGUUUAAACUUUUUUUAAACUUGCUUAGAAAAGUGACAUUAAGUUGCUUCUCUCAGCCAGUUAGUCUUGCUUGUAAUUGCUAGCACAUAGGGAUAAUUUCUUUUAGUCCUUGGGGGUGCUGUUUAGCUCCAUAAAAGAGACUCAAGUCCCACUGUAAACAGAACUAAAUUAAAGCAAACAGUUGAACAGGAUGCUUAAACAGUAAUGGUUUGGAUGAGUCCCCUUUGGUCAAAGAGAGCCCUUAGACCUGGAAUCUUUGUGUAUUUGUGGGUGUAGAAUUGAGUAAAUUCUGCAGCCUGUGCACAGACAGGGUGAUCAGGAAGCUCUGGCUGCAGCAGCAGGGUGGGAGCUGUCGCUGGGUGCUGCCAGAGUCUGUUUGCCUCUCCCUGCUCAGCUGAGGUUUGUGCCAUGGCCUUGUGCUGUGCAAACAGCCCCAGCAGGAGCUCCUAAACCCACACAGGAACUCACUUAUGUGUCUGAGUGAAGCCAAUUCCUUCUUUCUCUCCUGCUUUUCCUUUCAUUUGGAAUAUUCGUGCCUCGUGGAUCAAAUGCUUUAAUAUUUAAUUCUUGCUCAGCCUUGUUUGCUGGUCUGUGUAGUGUCUGCUGCAGUGCCAGGAAGAUCAGAAUGUGUCCAACAUCCCUUUCUUUCAGAUGUGGUGCUCUUCCCUUUCCUGAUGGCUUCAGAGGCUGGGCUGGGUGUUCUUUCCCGUGGGAAGCUGGUGCUGGUGUGAGAUUCCUGGUAGGAGCCACAUGCUUGGAGCUUGGGAGGGGUAGAGAGUGAUCUCCCUGUGCCUUCUGAGAGACAGGCACUGGCUCCAGGGAGCUGACAUUUCUGUGCUGCUCACUGGAUUCAGGAGCUCAGCAUCAGCAAAUAUCUGUGCCUUGGCAGCAGCUCCUCACCUUGCAGUUAUAAGGUGUCUUCUACAUGGGAUUUCAAUAAAGGAUCAGUUGCUCUUUCAUUGGCUUUGUCACGUGUUGUGACCAACACUUUGUGUUUGUUCAUCACUCUGUGUCUCACGGCACGCUCUGGUGUUGUUUCACCUCUCUGUAUUUCAUUGCUGCUUCUAGAAAGAGGAGGGGAAGGUUCCCACUGUUCCUAAGGCAGUAGUUUAUUUCCCCCUGUGAAUUGUUGUGUCCCAUGUGCUGAUUGUCCCCUCCCAGCAGGGCAGUCAGUGCUUCCCCAGGUGCUGUGGGUACAGCAGGAGAGGAUCUGCUGCAGGCACUGCGCUGCUCUGGGGCAGUUAACCACCAGAUCUGCAGGAGCUUUAAAGUCCCUAAAUUAAUUUGGGAUUUGUCACCUCUCUGCUGUUUUGGGGGUGUGCAGGCACAGCAAAUGCUUACCUAAUUUGUGGCUUUAUUAAUGCAAUCCUUUCUUCUUCCCUUUUGCUCAGGCCUCUUUCUGUAUCUGUUAUGUUCUUGUCUCAUGUCAACUUUUUAAUGAUUUCUACUUGUUUUCUUAUGUGAGGGGAAGAAACCACACCAAAAAUCUAAAAUAAGCAAGAAUAAUGGUUUUAGGGCAUAAUUAAAAAAUGGAACCAAACUUAAUUGCAGUUCAGAUAGUGUAGGAAAUAAUAUCCUCUGUCCUACUCAGCUGGGAUACUGAACAGCUUUGUCCAUGGAGGAGCAUGAAGAACAGUUCCUGUCCUGAAAGCUCUGGAACCAAGAAUCUUCAGCAGGCAAUCAGGAUAAUAAAGAGGCACAGCCUGAUAGGGAAUUGGAGAUGUGAGAAGGACAUUUGACAAUCCAGUGCUUUCAGAGUGAGACAUGAGCAGUAAGAACCCUCAGUGGCCACUGCAGCCAUGGUGAUCUCAGGGGCUGGGAAGGGGCUGGGAUUGUCCAGGGGGGGAUCCAGGCUGGUCCCUGCUCAGCCCCAUGGGAAGGAGUAAAUCCAACCUCUGGCACUUCUGAAAAUCAGGCACUAGGCUCGUGUUAUUUGUAGCAUGAAAUAGUGGAUUGUUCAUUGUCUGGAGGCCAGCAAAGCUCAGAAUUACUGUGCAGAUCGAGGUGUUCUGUGUGUGAGUUUUAUGGGCAACAAAAGCAUUUUAAAAUGAUCCUGAAAUCGGUACAAAAAUGCAUGGAAUGUGUGAAAAUACUUCGUAGAAAUUAUGCCAUGUUCCUCUCUUUAUUUUGACAGAGGGACUUGGUUAAAAUGAAUUUUUACAAAUACUCAGGAAAUCUUUGAAUGACAUUUUAGAGGAUUUUCCUGGUAUAUUAUUUUCCCUGUCAGCCACUUGGCCACCUUGAUAGAUCUGCUUGACCAAGUCAGAGUGGUGCUGUCCAACCUGAAAGGGUUCCCUUGUUUUGUUUUGGUUUUUUGUGUUGUAUUUUAAAAAAUUGUCUAUAAUUUAACCAUUUUUAUGCUAAAAAUAAUCUUUAAAAAAAAUCUGCUUACACUGUGAUUUCUGGUAGCCUUUAAUUUAGACUAUACAACACAAUCUAAUUUUCUUUUGGGAUAUGCAGCUUUCAUAAGUGUUAUAAGUGUUCUUAUAUAUGCCCAGAAGUGAAAGUUGUCUAUUUAUCAUAGGAAUGUGAUUAGAUAAAGUAACCUAUCCAGAAUCCCAGUGCAGCUCUUUCGUAUGUGCUGGAUGGAGGAGUUAGUAAAAUUGCCUUUUAAUCUCUAUGGGUUAAUAAAUAUUUUUUUAUAAUUAGACACAGAUAUUCCUUUUUAAAUUAUACUUGGCAAACAGAAGGUAUUUAAUUUUAUAUACAAUAUACAUAGUUACCUUGAUUGACAUAUUUAUAACAUAGAGCUUUGUGUUUACUAUGAAGGUUUUAUCUGUAUCCCAUGGACUUCAUGGGUAAAACUUUAAAAAGCCAGUUAGCAUUUAUGGAAGGAUAUGGGAACUUUCUUCAUGGCUUUAGAAUGAGGACAUAGGAGCAUUUAAAAGGCAAUAGCCAGAUUGUUUUACAGAUUAUCUGGGGGGGUUCUUAUUUUUUGAUUGGGGCUGGUCCCUGCAGCUAUUUUAAUAACAUCUGGAUGUGAGUAACAGAAUGGAAUAUGAGCAUCUGCCUCUGUCACAGGCUGUUGUCUAGAGCACAGGAAAUUUCAGAGUAUUGUAUUGUUUUGUGUCAGACAAAUGUCUCAGUAGACAGAUUUAAUUAAAACCUUCAUGUGUCUGAAAGAAAACAUCUUCUCUUAACUAGGCUGAUUUGUCAUUUUUGGUACCCUUUUAAUCCCCAAAGUAGUGUUGUCUAAAUAUUUUUAGUGAUGUUCCAGCUAUCCUGAUGUCUGCAGGUUAAAGUGAUUCUGGCUAGCACCCUUUUAUUACAACAAUGGCUACCUUCAUUUUUCUACUGUUUCUACUUUAAUCUUGAAUGUUUACCGGUUUCUAUUGUCGGAUCUUGUGGAGGGAGAGUGUCUUAGCACUACAGCUCAUCCAGCUUUAACUCAUGCAUCACAGUCCUGGAGUAAGAAAAUAUUUUGAAUUAUAUAUUGUGGCCAAUUUAUUGCAUUUUAAAAUGAUUUCUAUACUUUAGACACAACAUUUAUGACAUAAUAGGAUGAAUGACUUAGCUAAUCAUUAUAUCUGUCUAGACUUACUCUCUUCUGUGUUAGUGUUAUUUUGAAACUAUUUGUAUAUGUUGAAAUUUGUAAGGGUUCAGGAACCCACAAUAAAAUAGUAAAGUAUGUAUUUAUUUCUCAUUAUAAUGGUAAUUUUGAUUUGGAAGUUGACACUUUGUAUGUCUUUUCACAGAAUUGUAAACAAAUACCGAAAAACUGCUUCACCUAGGGUGCCUUCCAUGUGUGGUACAAACACUUGUCAUUCACAGGAAUAGAGAUGUAAAUUUAUUAAUCCAGUAAACACUAUUUUUGUAAUGUGAGUCACUAACGCAGCUCUGGCCUCGUUGUGCUUUGUUCCCACCACCACCAGGUUGAUGGCUACUGUGGUCACUGCCUUCCCUCCCUGUGUGCACUAAAUCUGACCCUGGGGAAUCACAGCUUGUGUCUCCUUUGCUCUGCCCUCAGCUGCCCCCAGCACAUUUCUGGUGCUCCACAUUCCCUUCCCUGGCCUUGUGGAGGGAUGCUUAGGGGAGUUUGUAUCCUCAGGGCUGACUCUGGCUCCUCUGGACAGGCUCUGAAGCCCAGUCCAGACAUUCCAAUUCUAGCUCCUAAUUUGUGAUUUCCAGCUUCUGAGGAGGAAGCAUCCAGGCCUGACCAAAAGACUUCAUCCCUCUGGGUUAUGGGUGCUGUAUUGCCAGGUUUGUAAUUGCAAACAGCUCAGAGGUACUGUGGAAAUAACAGGUUAGAAUUCCAUUCAGGCUAAGCAAAGGGGAUGCACUUUUCCUUUUAUCAUGAGCACAAGUCUGCUGUGCAAUACCCUUGGUACUUUGCUUUUGCAGUAGAAGCUGCAGUGUUCUGUCCUGGAGGACCCUUGGUGCAUCCCCUGUGUGGUGCCAGGGCAGCUCCUGCCUGUUGUCCUGCCCUGGGGACUGAGACCAGGGCUCCCCUGAGCACCAGAUCCUGCUACAGGACUGGAGAGUUUCAGCAGGCAGCACAUUCAUUCCCCUGGAGACAAUUCCCAGCCCUGGAGGAUUUCCCAUUGUUCUGCAGAGCCCAGAGCCCGUUGCUGCAGCAGCUGCUUCAAGGUGUUGUCUCCAGCUGGGUGCACCUUCCAGCUGUGCCCACAGCUGGACCUUGCUGCUGGCAGAGCAGCUGCUGGCUCUGGGUGGGAAAGAUGUCCUGGGAAUGCUUGAUCAAGCUCAAAAGCAAGGUACUCUACAAGAGAACACCACCUCCAGCUUGUUUCUACACCAGUAACCAUCUUUCAGUUGUUGUGUUCUUUCUGUCGGUGUCUGUGCUAAUCAGGAAACACAAGCUGAAGAAUUGUAAAGUCUUGCAAUAUACAAAGCAGUCUUGGUUUUAAAAUCCAUGCUGUUGCAGCAUAAUUUAAGUGAUGUAUUUAUCAGUUUUAAAUGUCAUUUUGCUUUUCCAGUCUUUUGUAUAUGGGCACAAUACUUUUUGUAAAUUUUUUUUUUUAUUUAGUUGUCUUUCUGUCUUUCCUUUCUGGUACUGGAAGAUUUGAGCUCUCUGGGUUUUCACGGUACUAUUCUGAUCAUUCUUCAUAGUGGUAAAAGUCUGUAUUUUUGUAUGUAGGAGAAAUGGUAGUUUUCUAACACUUAGCCCAAUCAAUAUAGUAUGGAAUCAUUUGUGAAGGACUUCUGUUUAAUAAAUGGACAUAUUAAAGUACUAAAA
This is a messenger RNA of Pseudopodoces humilis (Tibetan ground-tit), 8919 nucleotides long. RefSeq names its product CKLF like MARVEL transmembrane domain containing 4 (gene CMTM4). The record is from RefSeq and is a predicted model, not a curated record. Gene Ontology annotation, cellular component: membrane. Lineage: Eukaryota; Metazoa; Chordata; Aves; Passeriformes; Paridae.